Candidozyma auris is the source of this 1644-nucleotide messenger RNA. RefSeq names its product Ald6p (gene ALD6). Bases 1 to 1644 code for a protein of 547 amino acids. Gene Ontology annotation, cellular component: mitochondrion. The record is from RefSeq and is a predicted model, not a curated record. Gene Ontology annotation, biological process: thymine catabolic process; L-valine catabolic process. Gene Ontology annotation, molecular function: methylmalonate-semialdehyde dehydrogenase (acylating, NAD+) activity; malonate-semialdehyde dehydrogenase (acetylating, [NAD(P)+]) activity. The transcript has a single exon. Lineage: Eukaryota; Fungi; Ascomycota; Pichiomycetes; Serinales; Metschnikowiaceae.
AUGUUGAGAAACCUUUCGAAAUCAGCUGCCCGAAUGGCCAAAAAACCAGCACCUCUUUUCGGUCGCUCCCUUCUGACCCUCACACUCAACACCACCACGGACUCGUACCCCACAAAUCACUUUGAAAAAGGUACCGAGCCUUACUUGACCCCAUCUUUCAUCGACAACCAGUUGGUAAAGUCGGAGUCCCAAACAUGGUUUGACAUUCACGAUCCAGCCACCAACGAGGUGAUCUCCAAAGUGCCCCAGCUGACUCCCCAGGAGCUCGACGAUGCUAUCGCCUCUGCUGAGAAGGCUUUCCACGAGUGGAAGAACUACUCCAUCAUCAAGAGACAAGGCAUUGCCUUCAAGUUUGUUGAGUUGUUGAAAAAGAAUCACGACAGACUCGCUGGUAUGAUUGUGUUGGAGCAAGGCAAGACAUUCCCUGACGCCAAGGGUGACGUUUUGCGUGGUUUGCAAGUUGCAGAGGCUGCUUGCAAUGCUCCCAACGACUUGAUGGCCUCUUCUUUGGAGGUGGCCACCGAUAUGGAAACUAAAAUGGUCAGAGAGCCCUUGGGUGUAAUUGGCUCGAUCUGUCCUUUCAACUUCCCUGCUAUGGUGCCCUUGUGGAGUUUGCCAUUGGUGCUUGUCACCGGUAACACUGCCGUGAUCAAGCCUUCUGAGAGAGUGCCAGGAGCCGCCAUGAUCAUUGCUCAAUUGGCUGCUGAGGCUGGUGUUCCUCCAGGUGUGUUGAACAUUGUCCACGGUAAGCACGACACCGUCAACAAGAUCAUUGAGGAUCCUAGAGUCAAGGCCAUUAACUUUGUUGGUGGUGACAAGGCAGGUAAGUACAUCUACGAGAAGGGUACAUCUUUGGGCAAGAGAGUCCAAGCCAACCUUGGAGCCAAGAAUCACUUGAUUGUGUUGCCAGACGCUGACAAGAACCACUUCAUCAAUGCCGUCAACGGUGCUGCUUUCGGAGCCGCUGGCCAAAGAUGUAUGGCUAUUUCUGUGCUUGUCACUGUGGGUGAGAAGACCAAGCAGUGGGUUGAGGAAGUUGCCUCCGAUGCUGCCAAGUUGGUUACUGGUUCCGGUUUCGACCCCAAGUCCGACUUGGGCCCACUUGUGAACCCAGAGUCUUUGACCAGAGCCAAGGAGAUCAUCAACGACUCCGAGAAACAAGGUGCCAAAGUGAUUCUCGACGGUAGAAACUUCAAGCCAUCCGACCCCAAGUUCGCCAAAGGUAACUUCUUGGGUCCUACCAUCUUAACCAACGUGAAGCCCGGCAUGAGGGCCUACGACGAGGAGAUUUUCGCUCCAGUGUUGUCUGUUGUCAACGUCGACACAUUUGACGAGGCCAUUGCCUUGGUCAACUCCAACAGAUACGGAAAUGGUGUUUCGUUGUUCACCAGCGCAGGCGCCGCUGCACAGAAAUUCACCAAGGAGAUUGCAUGUGGUCAGGUCGGAGUGAAUGUGCCAAUCCCCGUGCCAUUGCCGAUGUUCUCCUUCACCGGUAACAAGGGCUCCUUCUUGGGAGACUUGAACUUCUAUGGUAAGGCUGGUGUGACGUUCUUGACUCAGCCCAAGACCAUCACCACCCUCUGGAGAACCAGCACGGUGGACCAGGUGUUGGCACCAUCGACGGCCAUGCCAACACAGCACUAG